Marmota monax (woodchuck) is the source of this 1329-nucleotide messenger RNA. RefSeq names its product intercellular adhesion molecule 4 (Landsteiner-Wiener blood group) (gene Icam4). Gene Ontology annotation, biological process: cell adhesion. Lineage: Eukaryota; Metazoa; Chordata; Mammalia; Rodentia; Sciuridae. Gene Ontology annotation, molecular function: integrin binding. The record is from RefSeq and is a predicted model, not a curated record. Bases 265 to 1305 code for a protein of 346 amino acids. The transcript has 2 exons.
GAGGCUUUGUUCUAAAUCUGGGAGUUUAAAAAAAAUUAUCUGGACCCGGGUCCACAAAAUUGAAAUGACAACUGGUUGUCAAUGGGGUCUGGAAUCUCAUUCCUGGGCCAAAAGGGAUGGAUAUCUUCUGCAGGGCUCCUGGGUCCCCUGGGGAUCUCGGGGCCCCUCUCUGGGCGGGUCUAAGGAGGCGGGACUACGAAUCUCCUAUCUCCAGAGCCAGUGGUGGCUCUCUGGCGCCAGGCCCUUCAGCGCGGGCUUUCUGCCAUGGGGUCUCUGCUCCUCCUGUCGCUGCUGCUUUUGCUGGUGACCGUGGAUCCAGGAGAUGGAGGCGUGCUGGGGAGCCAGGCUGAGCGUGUGCAAGGCACCAGCGGCAGCCCUCCCGCCCCCUCGGGGACACCAGCGCCCUUCUGGGUACGCAUUAGUCCGGAGUUGGUGGUGGUACCGCAGGGGGGCUCAGUGCGGCUUAACUGCAGCAAUAGCUGCCCCCUGCCGGAAAGUUCCAGCACCCAGCUGCAGCCGGAAAGUUCCAGUGUCGGCACCCAGCUGCUGCUGGGCAAGACGCUCAGUGGGCCAGGUUGGGUAUCUUACCAGCUGCUGAAUGUGAGGGCUUGGAGCUCCGACGUACACUGCUUCGUCACCUGCGCAGGAAAAACGCGAGAGGCCACCGCCAGGAUCACCGCCUACAGUGAGGGACAGGGGUACAGGUCCAGCUGGGGUGAGGGGAAGAAGGUGAAGGAUGGGGUAGUUGAAAGUCGCGAGAGGGGGCGCCCGCGGACCUUACGGUGGGGCUCCCCUCUUGCUUUAGAGCGGCCUCGCAGCGUUAUCCUGGAACCACCGAUCUUGGUUGGCCAGGAGUACUUUCUGCGCUGCCACGUGACGCACGUGUUCCCAGUGGGCUCCUUGAUGGUGAUCCUGAGGCGCCGCGGCCAGGUCAUCUAUUUCGAAAGCUUGGAGCACUUCCAAGAUUUGAAUCUGGCCAAUGUGACGCUGACCCAUGUUUUGCGCACUGGGCCCAGCAACCUAUGGCAACCGUUGACCUGCCACGCGCGCCUCAGUCUCCACGGUCUGGUGAUACACAGCAGCUCAGCACCUAUUAUGCUAACAGCCUUAGCUUGGAACCCCGCCUCCAAAGCCUUGGCCUCCAUCUCCAUCGCAGCCCUUGUGGGGAUCCUUCUUGCCAUGGGGGCUGCCUACCUGUGCAAGUGCCCAGCUAAGCAGCCCGGGCUUAGAAAGCUAUUCUAUGCCAACCAAGCCAAAGGAAAAAGAAGUCUGGUACAAUUUAGUAAACCCAGCUUGGAUCAAUAAAGCUUCCUUGACCAGUCUCUGUCA